Messenger RNA from Owenia fusiformis, 2587 nucleotides. NCBI's taxonomy places the organism in Eukaryota, Metazoa, Annelida, Polychaeta, Sabellida, Oweniidae. The record is from the annotation of a GenBank genome assembly.
UGAUAAACUAGUAAAGAGACGUAAAAUAGUUGACUUCGGCAAGUUCUGACAUUGACUUAGGCUAUUUGAGUUAGAGAACUUUGCAUCCAUGGAUAUUUUAGCCAAAAAAUGGAAAUAAAGAAACGAAGACCAAUCUUAGAAUAUUUUCACCAUGUCAACUGUUCAUCUAUAUCCUCCAAACAAUGGUUUUAUGUCGCCUUUGGAAAAGUUCAGGAGGGCUGCGAGCAUCGUACGUAUGUUUGCAUCUGUGUGUUUGGCGCUUCGACGAUACACCAUGGAGGGAUUUGACAUAGAAUCCAUAAGGGUGGGAGAGCGUUUGGCCAUUCAAAGGGGCGAAGCAGAUGGAAACGCAUUCAGUGAAAUAUCAUUCAAUACAUUGGAUUUUAAGACGAAUUAUGAGUUUACUUGGCCAAGAUUCGCCAAGCGUGCAAUAGAGAAAAAACCUUGUGAUAGGACUGAGAAAGACAUUGAGGUAAUUUGUAGACUGAUGCGUGGGUUGGUCAGCUUUAGGAAGUACACACCGCCGAUGCAAAAGCUGCUCAGUAAGAUUAUCAGAUAUACCAAAUUUGGCAGACGAAGGGUUGUUGUUCGGAAGGGUCAUAGAGGAGAGAGUCUUUACUUCAUAUUCUCAGGCAGCGUCUCUGUAGUUCUCGACAAGGACGAGGAGAGUGUCUUUGUCAAACAAGAAGUUAUAACACUUACAAAAGGAUCGUGUUUUGGGGAAAUCGCCUUGAUUGAGGGCCGCAACGCCACGAGACAAGCCACAGUAGUGUGUUCCAGUGAAGCGGAGUUCCUCGUUGUCGACAAAUAUGACUUCGAUACUAAUGGACUGAAAGAGCAUAGCGUUAGUGAGCAAAAUUUCCGCCUUGAUGUUUUCAGAGAACAUGCACUUCUCAAAAAGUGGUCAGAAGAGAACUUGUACAAAUUGAGUCGAGUCAGUCGAAACGAGGAGUUUGUACAUGGCCGGGUGGUGGUAGAAGACUCCAGGAAGAAUGCAUUCUUGUGGAUGGUUACUCAGGGAGUAUGCAAUGUAUUGAGAGUGGUGAACUUGUCAAACUGCACCAAAUACCAGCAGUUGUUCCUCGCCAAGGAUAAUGCUCAGGACAUCUUAUUCAGUCAAACUGGAGAUCCUCUGCUGACAAAAAAACUCUCCAAGACAGAGAUAGAUCGAUUGAAGAGACAACUGUCAGGAGAGGUUGUAACAUCACUGGCGUUGGAGGAGUCCAUGAUGAAACGCCAAAUAGCAAAGACGUCUUCUGGAAGAGCUGAUUUUCAAAGAAAGUCAUCACUAGAUACAAAAUGGAUUUCCGAAUCAGAAAUGUUGACAGACGAUGAAGUCCCUGUGGGAAUCUUCAUGAGAAUAGAUGCUAUCAGGCCAGGUGAUGUAUUUGGACUGGAAAACCUUUAUGUUAGGGGACCCAAUCCAAAGUACGCCCUCGUAAGCGGAGGCUGCAAAGUCAUCCAAAUUCCAAAGUCUCUUUUCAUCCAGUUUGCUAAUGAGAAGAUUAUAAAAACUUUACUUCUCGAGAAAGAAUACCAAAAUGAUAAUGAGCUUUGCCAGAUGUACCUCAAACAGAACCAAUGGGCUGGCUUUAAGAAUAUCGUCUUGGAAGAGACGAUAGCAGAUCAAAAGAUGGCAAACAGACCUUUCGAGGAUUCUCUCCGUCGUCACAAAAGGAUCGAAUUUACCCCUACAAGAGUAUUUGAUAGACGUAAAGCAAUACUAAGGCCCCAGUCGUGUAUGCCCAGAAUGAUGGCAAAAGGAGCUUCUGAUACGAUGCAUAUGCGUUCAGGAAAACCAAGAUUGAUCAAAUCAGCAAAACCAAGCACCCGUUCAAACAAACAAUUGCAGGCAAUAGAGACAGAAUAUGAUGACGAACAUGAAGUAAUUGAAAGCUCCGAGCCACUGCAAUUGAGGAAAGACUCAGCAGAAUCUCUCACACAAGUAUCUAGUCAAGUGAAAUCAAAACCAAGAGUGCAUAUAACUUCUUCUAAAGAAAACAUGGGCAAUACUAAUCCCCCACAAAUCUCCAUUAUUAAGAAGACUAAACGCAAUGUUCAUGAGAAGCCAACGCCCGUUGAAGGAACAACAGUUGCAAACAUUGAAAGACCAGAGAAGGUCAAAAGUUGCUUAUCGAGACCAGGGUCAAGGACAGGAACUUCAAAUGUUCAAAGAUCAGGACAGGUCAACAUUCAAAUGGCAAAACAAAAUUUUAGAACAGGUACUUCAAAUACUGAAGGAUCGUUAAGAUCUCAACAGCAUGAUCGUAUACAAAGACCAGUGUCUUCAACUGCAGAAAGAGUUUCAAUAGGCCGUAUGUCAGAGUCAGCUUCAAGAUCAAUCACGCCAUCUCCCAAAGGGAAUCAAGGUCAGGUGACCAAACCUGGAUCAGGCCCAAACACACAAACUGCCGCAAGAUCGAAAAAUCGUAAAGAAAGGCCAAUGCCAGUUUCAAGGAAUAAUGUGGACUAUAAAGUGGAAAGGUCAAACUUGUUUGCAAGAACGAGUAAAUGUACUGUACAGUUGGUGAAAAUGAUACAAACACCAUCCUACCAAGAGAAAAUGAAACGACUGGUAUUGCAAUAA